Molecule: messenger RNA, 6261 nt
Organism: Indicator indicator
Lineage: Eukaryota; Metazoa; Chordata; Aves; Piciformes; Indicatoridae
Gene: DOCK8
Product: dedicator of cytokinesis 8
Exons: 47
Coding region: 148-6261 (2037 amino acids)
Biological process (GO): positive regulation of GTPase activity; small GTPase-mediated signal transduction; positive regulation of establishment of T cell polarity
Cellular component (GO): cell leading edge
Molecular function (GO): guanyl-nucleotide exchange factor activity
Source: RefSeq, a predicted model, not a curated record
UCCUCUGCAGAAAUAAGAAAGCAGUUUACCCUCCAACCAGGCUUUGGGCAGUUCUGUCAACGAAGCUUAAGUACCCCUGGCUUUUCUACUCUUCAACUGCCACCUUUUUAUGACGCAGUAGAGCCAGUAGAUUUUGAAAGCUUCCUAAUGACACGUCUAAACAACUUGGACUUGGAACUAGCACAAGAACUUGGUGACUUUCCUGAACAUGACUUAGACAUUGUCUUUACACCCAAAGAGUGCAGGACUUUGCAGCCUUCUAUGCCAGAAGAUGGGGUUGAACUGGACUCACAUGUCAGAGACUGUGUUCAGACGUAUAUCCGGGAGUGGCUGAUUGUGAAUCGAAAAAGCCAAGGCAAUCCAGAUACUUGCAGUCUGAAAAACAGGGGAUCUCGAAAAGAUUUUCACAAGACACUUCAAAAACAAACAUUUGAAUCGGAAACAUUGGAUUCCAGUGAUGCAAACUUUCAGGCAGGGCCCCAAUAUGUCCACACGUUCCCAGAGGAGGCUUCGAGGACAACCAUCGCUCCUUCUGACUUUGAUCUGCGCAGCCUGCAGCCAGACCCCCGCCUAGAGAACCUGCUGCGGCACAUCAGCCCCGAGGAGUUUGAAAGGCAGAACGAAGAGGCACGGCGCACCAACAGGCACGCCGAGCUUCUUUCCCUGUACCCCUCUGUGGAUGAGGAAGAUGCAGUGGAGAUACGGCCUGUACCAGAUCGCCCAAAGGAACAUCUGGGCAACAGGAUUUUGGUGAAGCUGCAAACUCUGAAGUUUGACAUAGAGAUCGAGCCUUUAUUUGCAUGCAUAGCUCUCUAUGAUGUAAAAGAAAGAAAAAAGAUCUCAGAAAAUUUUCACUGUGACCUCAACCCUGAUCCAAUAAGAGGAUUCUUGCGUUCUCAUACACCCUCCAUUGACUUGUCUACUCAAGCAAGAUCAGCAGUAUUUUCUGUCACCUAUCCCUCGUCAGAUAUAUACCUAGUCAUAAAGAUAGAGAAAGUGCUUCAGCAAGGAGAAAUUGGAGAUUGUGCAGAACCCUACAUGGUUCUUAAAGAAGGCGAGGCUGGUAAGACCAAAGAAAAGAUUGAAAAACUGAGAGUGCAGGCUGAAUCCUUUUGUCAGCGUCUGGGCAAAUACAGAAUGCCGUUUGCCUGGAUUCCCAUAAGCCUAACUAACUUCUUCAAUCUUUCAACACUUGAACGAGAAAUACCUGAGGCCGAAGGUUUAAACGGGAAAGGAUCUGCUAGUGACAAGAAGGCAACAGGGCUACAGGCGAGAAGACUUUCUGAGAAAAGUCUCAGCUCAGAGGACAGCUCUCCAGUAUCAAACUUCAAAACAAUUUCUCUGACCAUCAACACCUUUUUCAAACAGGAAGGAGACAGGCUCAGUGAUGAAGAUCUGUUCAAAUUUUUAGCUGAUUUCAAAAGAUCGUCAUCCUUGCAGAGAAGAAUUAAGACAUUGCCAGGAACACUUAAAGUGGAGAUUUCCCCAGCUCCAGAAAACCUUGGUUAUUGUCUGACACCAGAAUUACUACCAGUGAAGCCAUUUCCAGAAAAUCGUAAUCGUCCUCACAAAGAGAUUUUGGAAUUCCCAAUUAAAGAAGUGUAUGUUCCCCAUACCAUUUAUAGAAAUCUCCUCUAUGUUUACCCUCAGAGGCUGAAUUUUGCUAACCGCCUGGCUUCUGCAAGAAAUAUUACCAUCAAGAUCCAGUUUAUGUGUGGUGAAGACCCAUCCUGUGCAAUGCCGGUAAUUUUUGGGAAAUCUUCAGGUUCAGAAUUUGUGCAAGAAAUAUACACACCUGUCACAUAUCAUAAUAAGUCCCCUGACUUCUAUGAAGAAGUGAAAAUUAAACUGCCAGCAAAACUCACAGAGAAACACCAUCUAUUGUUCACCUUCUAUCACAUCAGCUGCCAGCCAAAGCAAGGAGCAUCUGUGGAAACCCUCCUUGGGUAUUCAUGGCUGCCAAUUCUCUUAAAUGAUCGUCUUCAAACUGGACAUUAUUGUCUUCCUGUUGCAUUGGAUAAACUGCCUGGCCACUAUUCAAUUCACUCUCCAGAGAAAGUUCCACCUCAGACACCACCUAUUAAGUGGGUUGAAGGACACAAGGGUGUUUUCAACAUUGAAGUGCAAGCUGUUUCAUCUGUUCACACUCAGGACAAUCACCUGGAGAAGUUCUUCACUUUGUGCCAUUCUCUAGAAAGUCAAGUGACAUUCCCCAUUCGACUGAUGGACCAGAAGAUUACAGAGGCUGCACUGGAACAUGAAUUGAAACUCAGCAUUAUCUGUUUGAAUUCCUCACGUCUAGAACCUCUUGUAUUGUUUUUACAUUUGGUACUAGAUAAACUUUUCCAGCUAUCUGUACAGCCCAUGGUUAUAGCUGGCCAGACAGCCAACUUCUCACAGUUUGCCUUUGAAUCCGUGGUUGCAAUAGUGAACAGUCUCCAUAACAGCAAAGACCUGAGCAAAGACCAGCAUGGGAGGAAUUGCCUCCUAGCAUCUUACGUCUACUAUGUGUUUCGUCUGCCAGACCCUCAAAGAGAAGUGGUCAAGCCAGGUUCAGGCAGCAGUGCCAUAUUGACAGAGUCUCGCUAUUACACGUUUGGACGUACCUCCGCUGUGUCUGUUGGGAGCAAACUCCUGCAGAGCCGAGUGAUAAGCUGUAGCAAUCCUGACAUUGCAGUUGCACAAACCGCUACUGAUGAAGAGGUCAAAAGCAUCAUGUCAUCCAAGACUACAGAUCAUGGCUCCAGUCGGAUGUCUUUCUAUGUUGAAGGAACAAAUGAAGUGCCAAGUGUUUGUGCAAGCCCAAGACCAUCCAGUAAAAAGCAUUUCCAUGAGGAGAUGGCACUGCAGAUGGUGGUCAGCACGGGUAUGGUGAGAGAAUCUGUCUUCAAGUAUGCUUGGUUCUUCUUUGAGCUCCUGAUAAAGAGUAUGGCUCAGUAUGUCCACAACAUAGAAAAGCAAGACAACCCACGAAGGAGUCGAUUCUCUGAUCGCUUCAAAGAUGAUAUUACCACUAUAGUUAGUGUGGUCACUUCAGAGAUUGCUGCACUUUUAGUCAAACCACAGAAGGAAAGUGAGCAAGCAGAAAAAAUGAAUAUCAGCCUGGCGUUUUUCUUGUACGAUCUUCUUUCUUUAAUGGACCGAGGAUUUGUGUUUAAUCUCAUCAAACAUUACUGUAAUCAGCUCUCAAACAAGCUGAAUUCACUCUCCAUUCUGAUUUCCAUGCGACUGGAGUUCCUGAGAAUUCUCUGCAGCCAUGAACAUUAUCUCAAUCUAAACCUCUUCUUCAUGACUUCUGCAUCUGCUCCAGCAUCCCCAUCACCCUCUUUAUCCUCUCAGAACUCUAGCUCCUGCUCUAGUUUCCAGGACCAGAAAAUUGCUGGAAUGUUUGACCUCUCAGCAGAAUUUCGUCAGCAGCACUUUCUGACUGGCUUACUUUUCACUGAAUUGGCAGCAGCGCUGGACACAGACAGUGAGGGGAUUAGCAAGGUGCAAAGAAAAGCUGUCAGUGCUAUCCUGAGCCUGCUGAGUUCCCAUGACCUAGAUCCACGUUGCUCCAAAAAAGAGGUGAAGAUUAAAAUUGCAGCUCUCUACCUCCCUUUGGUUGGUAUCAUUCUGGAUUCUCUGCCACAACUCCAUGAUUUUACAAUUUCAGAUGUUCGCAGUGGAAAGGUACGUGCAGGAAACCCAGAAGAGGAACGAGAGUCUGCAAAUGCAAUCAAUCAAAAUGUGGCCCUUGCCAUUGCAGGGAAUCAAUUCAACCUCAGGAGCUCUGGAAUAUCUCUGGUGUCCCUGCCCUACAGACAAAGUGCCACAUUAGGACCUGAUACUACUCGCAACCUUUUAAUCUGUUUCCUCUGGAUCAUGAAAAAUGCUGAUCAGAAUCUAAUACAGAAAUGGAUUGCAGACCUUCCAUCCAUGCAGCUGAACAGGAUCUUAGACCUUCUUUUCAUUUGUGUCUCAUGCUUUGAGUACAAAGGCAAACAAAGCUCAGAUAAAGUUAGCACCCAAGUACUCCAGAAGUCACGAGAUGUGAAGGCCCGAUUGGAAGAGGCUUUACUGAGAGGUGAAGGAGCACGAGGUGAAAUGAUGAAGCGCUGCAGAAUACCAGCUGGGAAUGACAGAUCAGUGGGGCUAAAUGAAAACUUGCGCUGGAGAAAGGAGCAAACUCAAUGGCGGCAGGCAAAUGAGAGACAAGAUAAGACAAAAGCUGAGCUAGAUCAAGAAGCUCUGAUCAGUGGAAACCUGGCAACUGAAGCUAACCUGAUCAUUCUCGAUAUGCAAGAAAACAUCAUCCAGGCAAGCUUUGCAGUAGAGUGCAGAGACAAUCUUUUGGGAGGAGUUUUGAAGGUCCUGGUAAAUUCUCUUGGCUGUGAUCAGAGCACCACUUACCUCACUCACUGCUUUGCUACACUCAGAGCUCUCAUUGCUAAGUUUGGAGAUUUCCUAUUUGAAGAGGAGGUUGAACAGUGUGCUGACCUGUGUCAAAGAGUUCUUCACCACUGCAGCAGCAGCAUAGAUAUUACACGGACUCAAGCCUGUGCCACUCUUUAUCUCCUCAUGAGAUACAGCUUCAGCUCCACCAGUAAUUUUGCAAGAGUGAAGAUGCAGGUGACCAUGUCCCUAGCCUCCCUGGUUGGAAAAUCACCUGAAUUUAAUGAGGAAUUCCUUCGACGGUCCUUACGAACAAUCUUAGCCUAUGCAGAGGAAGAUGCGGAUAUGCAGGCAACUCCAUUUCCCACUCAGGUAGAGGAGCUGCUGUGUAAUCUGAACAGUAUCCUGUCAGAUACAGUGAAAAUGAGGGAAUUUCAGGAAGAUCCAGAGAUGCUUAUGGAUCUCAUGUACAGAAUUGCCAAAGGAUACCAGACAUCACCUGACCUGAGGUUGACUUGGCUGCAGAACAUGGCAGAGAAGCACACCAAGAGGAAGUGCUACACAGAAGCAGCCAUGUGUCUUGUCCAUGCUGCAGCACUAGUGGCAGAGUACCUUAGCAUGCUUGAAGAUCGAAACUAUCUCCCAGUGGGCAGCGUCAACUUUCAGAACAUCUCACCCAAUGUCCUGGAGGAAUCUGCUGUUUCAGAUGAUGUUUUGUCUCCAGAUGAAGAUGGUAUAUGUUCUGGGAGGUAUUUCUCUGAAAGUGGCCUGGUAGGGCUGCUGGAACAAGCAGCAGAGCUCUUCAGCACGGCGGGGUUGUAUGAAACUGUGAACGAGGUGUACAAAAUUGUCAUCCCCAUUCUGGAAGCACAUCGAGACUUCAGGAAGCUUACCUUGACGCACAGCAAGCUACAGAAGGCUUUUGACAGCAUUAUUAAUAAGGGUCAAAAACGAAUGUUUGGAACUUACUUCCGUGUUGGUUUCUAUGGAUCCAAAUUUGGGGACUUGGAUGAACAGGAAUUUGUUUAUAAGGAACCUGCAAUUACCAAACUUCCUGAGAUUUCUCACAGAUUAGAGGGAUUUUAUGGCCAGUGUUUUGGGGAAGAUGCUGUAGAAGUGAUUAAGGACUCUGCUCCUGUAGACAAAAGAAAGCUGGAUCCCAAUAAGGCAUACAUACAAAUUACUUUUGUGGAACCCUAUUUUGAUGAGUAUGAAAUGAAAGAUAGGGUAACCUACUUCGAGAAGAGCUUCAACCUCUCUAGGUUCAUGUACACUACGCCUUUCACGAUGGAUGGGCGCCCCAGAGGAGAGCUUAGUGAGCAAUACAAGAGGAACACCAUCCUAACCACAAUGCAUGCCUUCCCCUACAUCAAAACCAGAAUCAAUGUCAUCCAAAAAGAAGAGUUUAUUUUAACCCCAAUCGAAGUUGCUAUUGAAGAUAUGCGGAAAAAAACACAGGAACUAACUGCAGCCACAAACCAAGAGCCACCAGAUGCCAAAAUGCUCCAGAUGGUUUUACAGGGCUCGGUUGGAGCCACUGUAAAUCAGGGACCGCUAGAGGUAGCACAAGUGUUCCUGGCGGAAAUUCCAGCAGACCCCAAACUUUAUCGACAUCAUAACAAGCUGAGGUUGUGCUUCAAAGAGUUUAUAAUGAGGUGUGGUGAAGCAGUGGAGAAAAACAAACGCCUAAUUACAGCUGACCAGCGGGAAUAUCAGCUAGAGCUCAGGAAGAACUAUGGGAAGCUGAAGGAGAACCUUAGGCCCAUGAUUGAGAGGAAGAUUCCAGAACUAUACAAACCUCUAGUGAAAGUCCAUAGCACAAGGGAAUCAUUCCGUAGCCACAGUUUUAGGAAGUACGAUGCCCAGACUUCUUCUCAAAGCACCUAA